UUUUUUUUAUUAUUAUUCCUUCCUCUUCACCAACCUCCAAGAUUUUUUUUAGCAGUCAGAAUGUCACAAGGAGACGAAAGAACGGCUUACUUCGCGUCUUUAUGUGAAGAAUUGUAUAACCCCAAGUCACCAGAAGAACGUAAUCAAGUACAGAAAAUUCUUGAACAUUCGUUUCCUACCUUUACAGAAUCCAAUGGUUUACCUCCACCCGGCAUGGAGAAUCAGCCGUCGUUUGCCAUUAAUUCCCCAACAGAUACCGCCUCAGCUCUUCGUGUUUUGCUAGAGUCUUCACCAAGUCCCUACGUCCAAACAUUUGCAUUGUCCAGACUAAAGCAAUUAGUACAAGCUCAAUUUGCUCUGUUUAGCCAGGAAUCUAAAAUUGGAUUGCGCUCCUUUCUUUUGGAGUACGCGUUUAUGCAUCCUGAUUUGAUGCCUUUUAUUAUUACACAAUUGGCGGGCGUUUUAGCAGCAAUUACUUUAUUAGGCUGGGCCGACGUGGAGCAAUAUAAAGAUGUCCAUAAAGACAUUUUACAAUUUAUCCAAGCUUCCGUCGAUCAUCGUAUUGUAGGUCUUCAAAUACUGUCCAUCAUGGUGCAGGACAUCAAUCCACCUAGUUUUGCAAGAAGUGCAUCAAAGUUUAGAAAAGCAGCUGGUGAAUUCCGUGAUAACCAGUUACUAGAUGUAUGCGAAACUGGAUUCAACACGUUGGAAGAAUUAGUGCAACACGGGAUUGUUUUCACUAGUCCAAACCAAGAACAGCGAUUACAGGAAGCGACUUUGAACUUGUUGGUAAAGUGUUUAUCUUAUGACUUUAACGGAACGAGCGUCGAUGAAUCCGGAGAAGAUAUCGGAAUUAUUCAGAUCCCCGGAUCUUGGAGAGCUUUAUUUGAAAAACCCGAAUUUUUAAACGUAUUCUUUAAAGCAUAUGCCGAAUUUCCUCCACCUCAUUCAUCCAAAGUCAUGGAGUGUAUGGUUCUGAUUGCAUCUGUUCGUAAAACAUUGUUUAAUGAUGGAGAAGAACGCUCCAAGUUUGUUGUCAAGGUGAUGCACGGUAUCCGAGAAAUCAUUUUGACGUCACAGGGGUUAAAUGAUACAGACAACUAUAAUGAAUUCUGCAGACUCCUGUACCGUUUCCGUGCCACCGUUCCUUUGAAUGAAAUGGUCGAAAAGCCUGGAUAUUUGGAUUGGAUUGAAUUGAUUGCCGAUUUCUCCCUCAAGGCAUUCCAAUCAUGGAAAUUUGCACCCAAUACAAGUAUGUAUGUCUUGGGCUUUUGGGCACGUAUUGUUCAAAGUAUGACCUAUUAUCAGCAAUUGGGUGAAGCCGCAGUUGAGAAAUUGGGAAACAUUACCAUUGAGUUGACUCGUUCUUACAUUUCCACGUCUAUUGACUCAGUCCCUGUUCGUAUUGAUGAAGGAUUAGAUGAUCCUUUAGAGAAUGAAGAAUCCAUCAUUGAGACCCUCAAUAUGCUUGGUCAGAUUGCUCAUUGUAAAUACGAAGCCUCCAGUACCGCUCUGCUCAACUUAUUUGAUCCCAUUACUAUCGAAUAUCAGAAUUUGAUUACACAAGCUAGUACGCCGGAGAGUUUCAGAGAAGCUUUGGAAAUCAUUGAAACGAAAUUUGCUUGGCUUGUUUAUAUUAUGGCGUCAUUUGUUGGCAACCGAUCGGCCUUUUUAAAUUCAGAGGAUUUGGAUAGAAUUGAUAGUGAAAUUACCACCAAAGUACUUCAACUCAUGGAUGUUCAGCAGUCUUUGCAAAAUCAGCACGGCACUACAUUUAUGAAUGAAAAGCUUGAUUUGGCAUUCAUUUAUUUCUUCCAGCAAUUUAAAAAGUCUUACAUGAGCGAAUCCAAUGGUAGAGAUAUUUAUUCCAAGUUAUCAACCGUGUUUGGUAUCAGCGAUCAAGUUCUCAUGUUGGAUGUAAUCAUGCGUAAAAUUGUUUCCAACCUGCAAUAUUGGGCCAAUAAUGAACAACUCAUUCGCCGCACUUUGGAGCUUUUCAAUGAAUUAGCCACCGGUUACGGUGCAUCGAAGAAUCUUCGCAAGAUUGAAACGACUCGAUUAAUUCUUCAAAAUCAUAUGGCAAGUCAAUUUGCAUUCUGUCAAAACGAAAAGCAAAGCGAAAACAGAAUAUUGUACUUUCAAGUUCUCUGUAAACUUUUGUUUGCAGACGAUAAUGUGGAUGAAAGAACCUUUUACGAAUUUAUGAAACCCUUUGAUAUGCGUAUUAGUAAUUUAGGUCCGUUAGAUAGCGUAGAGGCGUUUAGACAAGAAACUACUAGACGGGCCUUGCGUGAUGUUUUUGUAGACUUGUGUGGAUUUAUCUCUCCUAUGCAAACACGUCGUCAUUUUGUAUUAUUUUUUGAUUGGUUUUAUUCCGAAUAUUCAUCCAUCCUCUUGCGUGCUGUCGAAGCUUGGUCGCCCGAUCCCAUUGUCAACUCUUUACUCACGUUUUACUCGGAGUUUGUACAUAAUAAGAGUCAAAGACUUGGGUUUGAGGUUUCUUCUGCCAAUGGUAUCUUAAUGUUUAGAGAUGCCAGUCAAAUCGUUUGCUCAUUUGGUCAUCAAAUUCUCAAGCAGCAAAUUGUAGACGACAACCAAAAGUACGAGUAUAAGUACAAGGGAAUUUCCCAAUGCUUCAGUAUCAUGUCAAAAUGUUUAGGUGGCCGAUACAUCAAUUUUGGUGUUCUUUGGUUGUACCAAGAUAAAGCCAUCAAUGAAGCACUUGAUAUGAUUAUUCAACUCAUGCUUGAUAUCCCUAUUGAUGAUCUCCUGAGCUUUCCCAAAUUGUCAUUAUCAUUUUUCCACUUGUUAGACGAAUUAUCUCGUGAACAGCUCAUGGCUAUGCCUAGUAUUUCUCCUGAUGCGUUCUUGUACCUUAUGCAAGCUUGUGAGCAAGGUGUCGAAUCUAGUGAUAGCUUGAUUCGUGCCCAUGCAUGUUCAUCCAUCUAUAACAUUUGUAGUUACGUAAUCAAGGAGACAGAAAAGGCAGAAAGAGAAGCUAGUUCCAGCUCAAGUGAUCAACUGUCCCGAAGAAGAUCUUCUGUUGUUUCUCCUUCUAACCAAAUUUCGGGUACUCAUUGGAUCAUGAGCUAUUUCCGCCAAUAUCAACAGACAUUACCUACUCUGUUAUCAACUGUGUUUGGUUUGGUUUUGUUUGAUGAUAAUAGCGAUCAAUGGUCUUUAUCUCGACCAUUGUACGCAUUGAUGAUACUUCAAAGAGAAUAUGCCAUCAAAUAUACAAGUGCUGUCAUUGAUCAACAGCUCCCCGAAAGAAGACCAUUUGUUACUACCUCGUUGAACAAUUUAUUGGAUGGCGUCGGAUGGACAUUGUCACCAAAGGACAGAGAAAGGUUCACUCAGAAUGUAUCGUCAUUUAGAAGAUUGUUGAAUUUAAACAGCGUGGCACUUGUACCUCUUGCCACCCCUCCUGCUUACUACUAAAACUAUCAGCAGCAACACCAACCAAAAGCAUACACAAAAUAAAGUCAUUAGAAAAUAAGUAAACACAAUUUUUUUUUAAUUGUUUCGCAAGGAUUGGUUUUAUUUCCCUAACAUAAACACAAAGUGAAGAG
This is a messenger RNA of Mucor mucedo, 3572 nucleotides long. RefSeq names its product armadillo-type protein. The transcript is spliced from 12 exons. Bases 61 to 3441 code for a protein of 1126 amino acids. Lineage: Eukaryota; Fungi; Mucoromycota; Mucoromycetes; Mucorales; Mucoraceae. Gene Ontology annotation, molecular function: nuclear export signal receptor activity. The record is from RefSeq and is a predicted model, not a curated record. Gene Ontology annotation, cellular component: nuclear pore; cytoplasm. Gene Ontology annotation, biological process: protein export from nucleus.